This is a messenger RNA of Phalaenopsis equestris, 1104 nucleotides long. Its product is annotated as caffeoylshikimate esterase-like. The coding region runs from base 102 to 1073 and encodes 323 amino acids. Gene Ontology annotation, cellular component: membrane. The transcript is spliced from 9 exons. NCBI's taxonomy places the organism in Eukaryota, Viridiplantae, Streptophyta, Magnoliopsida, Asparagales, Orchidaceae. Gene Ontology annotation, molecular function: lipase activity. The record is from RefSeq and is a predicted model, not a curated record.
AAAUCAGUCUUUAUUUCUAAUUAUCUAUAACCUUCUUGUUCCAAUUUCAAUUUUUUUCUAGUUUUUCUUCUUCAGUUUGGCUUGCAGCUCGGAACGUCCUUAUGGAGAAAGGAAAUGAAAUUAUCAAAUAUGAGGAGGAGUUUAUUUAUAGUCCUCGAGGUUUAAAGCUGUUCACAUGCAGAUGGCUGCCAGAAAAUAAGGAAUCAAAAGCUUUGAUCUUUUUAUGCCAUGGAUAUGCCAUGGAGUGCAGCAUAUCUAUGCGAGAGACAGCGAGGAGAUUGGUUAUAGCAGGGUUUGCAGUAUAUGGAGUAGACUAUGAAGGACAUGGAAAGUCUGCAGGAUUGCAAGGCUAUGUGCCGAGCUUUGAUGGCCUUGUGGAUGAUUGUUUGCAUCAUUUUAUGAGCGUUUGUGAAAAACCAGAGAACCAGAAGAAACAGAGAUUUCUAAUGGGAGAAUCCAUGGGAGGAGCUGUGGCCCUUAUGCUUCACAGGAAAGCCCCGGUUUACUGGAAUGGUGCAGUAUUAGUCGCACCAAUGUGCAAGAUUGCGGAUGAAAUGAAGCCUCAUCCUCUGGUCAUCAACAUUUUGUCCAAAUUAUGCAAAGUUAUACCCACAUGGAGCAUUAUUCCUACUCAAGAUAUCCUUGACGUUGCAGUAAAAAGUCCAGAGAAAAGAGAAGAGAUUCGCUCUAAUUCUCUUUGUUUUAAGAGAAAGCCUCGCCUUAAGACUGCACAUGAGCUUCUCAUGGUUAGUAUAGAAAUUGAGAAUAACCUUCACCAGAUCUCAUUGCCCUUCUUGAUCGUUCACGGUGGUGACGAUAUCGUUACUGAUCCCGGCGUCAGUAAACUGCUUCAUGAGUCGGCAUCCAGUGGAGAUAAAACCUUUAAAUUAUAUCCUGGAAUGUGGCAUGCCUUAACUUCAGGAGAGACUCCUGAGAGCAUCGACCUCGUCUUCUCAGAUAUUCUUUCCUGGUUGAAUGAACGGACCAUCAUAAAAGGCGAAACAUCAGAAUAUGAGCAAAAAUCAGUACAUGACUGGAAAUAUAAAGAGGUGGAUGGAAUGGAAAUUAUGUAAAAUAGAUUUGGUUUUUUUUUUUUGUUUUUUG